Molecule: messenger RNA, 2486 nt
Organism: Macadamia integrifolia
Lineage: Eukaryota; Viridiplantae; Streptophyta; Magnoliopsida; Proteales; Proteaceae
Product: wall-associated receptor kinase-like 20
Exons: 3
Coding region: 36-2063 (675 amino acids)
Biological process (GO): protein phosphorylation
Molecular function (GO): polysaccharide binding; protein kinase activity; ATP binding
Source: RefSeq, a predicted model, not a curated record
UAAGAACUGUUUCUUUCGUCCCAAACAGUCCUCCAAUGUCAUCAACCUUUGACCCAAUGCAAUCUAUCUCUUCUCCGUUUCGGAUAUAUAUACCAGUCCUCGGUGAUCGGUGGUUUCAGAGUGAAUCACCUCUUUCCUCCACCCUCAGUUCCACCGGAGAAAGAAUGAUGUCUUCCCUUCCGCUACUAUUCACGGUGGCGCUGCUACUUUGUGCCGGUUGUUCUGAUGCAGCACUGCACUGCGGUCUCUGUGGCAACACAUCAGUUCCUUACCCACUCAGCACCGGACACAAUUGCGGUGACCAAUCUUACAAGAUCCGAUGCAACGCCGGCACGCUCUGGUUUGAUACACUUAACUCCACCUAUCCCAUCGAAUCCAUCAAUCCGAACACACAACGGUUCGUGAUACGCCCAGCCAGCUUCGCCGGCAAUACCUGCGUCACCACGGAUUUCAACAGCCAUGGAAUUCAGCUCAAUAGCAGCCUCCCCUUCAACGUCACCAGCAGCAACACCAUAUUCUUCCUCAACUGCUCCAAUGCUUUGCUGGGAUCACCUCUUAAUUGCACGUCAAAUAGCCUCUGUCAUACCUACAUAAACGCGACAUCAGAGGCGGCGGCGUGUGAGCAAGCUGGCCUCUGCUGUUCAUUCAGAGCUGGGGGUUCCACCACCUCCUAUUCCAUUAGGGUUCGGAAGGAAGGGUGUAUGGCGUAUCGGAGUUUCGUAAAUUUAGACUAUUCGUUGCCGGUGAGUAAGUGGCCGGCGACCGGAGUGGAGAUCCAGUGGGUGUCGCCGCCGGAGCCCGUCUGUAACUCCCAAGCAGAUUGCGACGAGGGUUCGAAUUCCACAUGCAAAGCCGACCCAUCAUCGAGUUCCGGUCUGAAGAGAUGCUUCUGCGUCGCCGGGCUCUCGUGGGACCCCAUCAGUGGAUCUUGUGUUGACGAUGUGACGUGUCAAACUCCGGGAGGUUGCAAUUCCACAAACCAUACCCCACUAAUUGCAGGUCUAACGACGGGAUUAGGUGCGGCGUUGCUUGCGGCGGUGGUGGGUCUUCUGGUCUACAAGCGACACAAGCGCAUCAAAGAGGCUCGGGAGCGGCUUACCAAAGAGCGUGAAGAGAUCUUAAACGCUAACAGCGGCGGCAGGUCGUCCAAGGUCUUUACGGGCAAGGAGAUGAAGAGGGCAACCGAUAACUUCUCCAAAGAACUACUAUUGGGCUCUGGUGGCUACGGUGAAGUCUUCAAGGGCAUCCUCAAAGACGGCACCAUCAUCGCCGUUAAGUGCGCCAAGCUCGGGAACACCAAGGGCGUCGAUCAGGUCCUUAAUGAGGUGAGGAUCCUCUGCCAGGUGAAUCACCGCAGUCUUGUUCGCCUCCUUGGCUGCUGCGUUGAGUUGGAGCAACCUCUCAUGGUGUACGAAUACAUACCGAACGGCACCCUGUACGAACACCUACAAGGGCUUCAUCCCGGCAUCCGGUCUGAGCUAACCUGGAUGCGCCGUCUAAGCAUUGCCCUUCAAACAGCCGAGGGACUUGCGUACCUUCACUCCUCCGCUGUGCCUCCUAUAUACCACCGUGAUGUGAAGUCGAGCAACAUAUUACUAGACGAGAAGAUGAACGCCAAAGUCGCAGAUUUUGGGCUUUCCCGGCUUGCAGAGACUGAUCUUAGCCAUGUCUCCACCUGUGCUCAGGGGACCUUGGGCUAUCUCGACCCAGAAUACUACAGGAAUUACCAGUUGACGGACAAGAGCGAUGUCUACAGCUUCGGAGUCGUUUUGUUGGAGCUGUUGACAUCCCAGAAAGCCAUCGACUUCCAUAGGGGCCCAGACGAUGUGAACCUGGCAGUCUAUGUCCAGCGGAAUGUGGAUGAAGAGAAGUUAAUGGAAACUAUCGAUCCAAUGCUUAUGGAAGGAGCCAACGACAGGGAUCUGGAGACCAUGAAGGCUUUGGGGUUUCUGGCGCUGGGUUGCUUGGAAGAGCGGAGACAGAACCGGCCCUCCAUGAAAGAAGUUGUGGAAGAGAUAGACUACAUCAUGAGUAUUGCAGCAGGGGUAGCUACAGAGGUUUAAUUUUAGUAACGCCAUGUGUUUGAUAUUAGGUGCAAGAGAGCUGAAAGAUGAGAUGGAACUCCUCAUUUUCACCAAAAAUAUAUAUAUAUAUAUAUAUAUGUGUUGGCUUAUUUUGUUCUAUAGUUAGUACAGGCAUGUACGUAUAUGUCUCUCUGAAGAUCUGGGUUCAUCAGUUGAUUUCAGCUCCGAAGUCUAGACCAGUUGCAAAUGAAAUGGAGGAGAGUGCAGAUCUGCCCUCGUCCAUGGUUUUGCCUCCUCCUUGCUGCAAUCUUGUCCCUAUUAGAGAUUUAAGCUUUUUCUGGUUUGUAGUAUAUGAUUUCUUCUUGAAGUUUUUUGCUUUUCCGAGUUUGGACUGUUAAGACUUUGAGCCUAUUGUACCCUUCUGCUAUAGCUCUUUCUCCCCUUUCUGUUCUUGAAGCUGCA